This is a messenger RNA of Centruroides sculpturatus (bark scorpion), 1769 nucleotides long. RefSeq lists its product as uncharacterized. Gene Ontology annotation, biological process: neurogenesis. The transcript is spliced from 3 exons. The record is from RefSeq and is a predicted model, not a curated record. NCBI's taxonomy places the organism in Eukaryota, Metazoa, Arthropoda, Arachnida, Scorpiones, Buthidae. Gene Ontology annotation, cellular component: cytosol. The coding region runs from base 479 to 1738 and encodes 419 amino acids.
UGGAAUGUCACUGUGACUACAUAGAAAAUAAUGAUAGAUAUUAUACUAAUUCAUCUGAGCAUUAAUGAGGCAGCAAAAGGUAUGAUAUUUCUUCGACUUUUCCUGGAAAUAAUACGAAAGCGAUUGAUAUAAAUGGUGCUAGAAUCUUGAUUAAAUCUGUCGUGAAGACUUCGAAUAAUCUAAUAUCAACCUCUGAAGAGAAACCUCAAGAGAAUAAAAGAAAAAACAUACUCUUGAAAGAAAGAAUAAAGUUGAUACUUGGAAGAGGGAGAGUAAAAUGAUGUUGAAGUGUUCAAAGUACUGGUAAAGAGUUGGUAAUGGAUGAUGCUCCAAAAUAUUAAUCUUUGAAAGAGAAACAACUUGAACUUCAAAACGAGAGAUAAUACAACCGAAUUUUUCUCAUCAUCCCUCAAAUUAAAUGCUUAGUUUUUCUGAAGUUUAACUAAAGAGACCGAAAAGAACGAGUAAAUUUACGAAAAUGUCUUCGAAUCUGCUACGAAUCCGAAGUUUAGAAAAACAAGAAAUUGUUAUUUCACAAGAAUUAUUCGAUAAAGUCGUGACCAGGAAUAUGGAAUUUUUAAUUGUAACUAUAAGAAAUUCAAGGCAUAUUAUAUUGCCAUAUCCAAGUCAGACAAUCAGAAAUUUUGUCAACUACGUGGAAAGGGACGAUCCCGAAUUCACCUCUGUCACACAGGCAUUCGAUUUAUAUCGUUUAAGUAAAAAAUUUCAAAUAGAAAAUUUACGGAGAAAAUGCAGAAUAUAUCUUAUUACAGAAAUCUCACUGAGUAAUGUUUGCUCAAUACACGACUUUGCCUGCGAAGUCAAAGAUUCAGACAUAAUUUAUUAUUGUUGGAAAGCUUUCGAUGAACACGGAGAAAACGUAUUUACAACACGGGACUUUCUGUGCUGUAAAAGUUCAACAAUUAAUACACUCGUAUCUCGACCCAUAUGCGAAUCUGUUACCGAGAUAAGCUUAUUCUUAGGUGUAUAUCAUUGGUGCGAAGAACGAGUAAAAAACGAAACAGGUACAAAGGCUUAUGUUUUAAUGGAAAAAGAAACUAAGAGACUGAAAAUAAGAGAUGUUUUUGAGCCAUUUAUUGAAAAAAUCAGAUUUCUUGCCAUGAGUGUAAGUGAAAUGAAAUCUUCCGUGUUUACACUUAACUUCUUAACAAGUACAGAAAAAGGACUUCUUCGGUAUGCUUCCGAGACUCAAGAUUAUUCCAAUUAUCCGAGUUACUUUAGUAAGGAAACACAAACCAGAUACAUAGAAAAUUAUUACGACUUGAUUGAUUAUAUUAGUAAUAAUGAACAUUUUACAAGAAUAACCAACGAAAAUAGGAAGCCAAAGUUGUAUUUCAGCUGUGAGGUAAUUUUGAGCGAAGAUUCUUACCUCACCGAUCUUCUCUUACCAAUAAACCUCUCUCGCGACAGUGCCAUUAUGCAAGUAUUUGGAUAUAUUAAGACGUUGAAUAGCGAUAUUCACUACUUUUACACUGUUUGCAAUCGGGAGGGAAUCGCAAAAUUGGAAAGGUGUUUUUACCUAAAAAAGGAUAUGCCGUUUCGUUUCAUUGCUUUUUUUGUCGAUAUUGAAAAUUUUCAGUCUACUGUUAAUCUAUCGUCCGAAACAAUCCUCUUUGAGAACGAUGAAGAAACGGAAGAAAUGUUCGAACAAUUAAACAUUAAAAUUGACAAAAGCAUUUACGAUAAUAUUUCUUUCGAACUUAAAUUUUAUUUUUAAAAAUAAGAUUGUUAUUAAAAUUUUUCAUUAU